CGAUCCGAUAUUUUUCAGGGCCCUGCUGAAACAAUCCGUUUUCUCCCACCUUUCAAUUAUUUCAGGGCCCAACCCAUCGUUUUCGCGGGCUUUCCCUUCCCUCUCCUCGCCUCCUGGCGUCUCUCCCACUGCUUCCGCCUCGUCUCCGGCGGUCUCUCAUCGUCUACGCAGCUUCUUCGACUCCGGCGGUGGCUUCGUUGUUACUUGCUACACUGCUCGCAAAUCUGAGCGAACCUGCCGCCGGUCACUGGAAAGCGUAAAACAGAAAUGCCGCGAAGUAUAGUAGAAUAGGCGGCGAUGUGGCGGUGGAAGGGAUUCUUCCGGCGGCACUACUCGAGGUUACAUCCGCCGCCACCGGCGACAGUCAUCAGAGUCUCCAACAACGUCGCUCGCCUCGAUAGCAGCCCUAAGGAGGGCCCCAAGCCUCGGCAGCUGCUGUCUCUGCCCCCGUUCCCUCCUCAUCCUCUCCCCGCUUCUUCUUCUGCUUCAUCGCACGUUACUGCUAUCAGCUGGGUCAAGUACUACUUCCAUGGAGCCGAAAAUUCCAUCAUUCAGUCCCUUUUCACCAAAGGCCUCGUUCAAAUUGAAUGCCCAACCUCAAAUCGAUCAUCCCCAGGGCUGGAGAGAGAGGCUGCAUCCAUGAGAAAGAUUAGGCCACAUGAGGUUAUGGAAGCAGGGCAAAGGGUAUACCUUCCUGUAUCGGUGGCUGAGUCGAAGAUCUCUAAGAGAUUCGACACUAUUCCGAGUGGGACGCUCUAUCCCAAUGCCGAUGAGAUCGAUUACUUGAGGAGGCUUGUCAUGUACAAGGACUCUGCAAUAAUCGUGCUUAACAAGCCCCCAAGAUUGCCAGUCAAGGGGAACUUGCCAAUUCACAACAGCAUGGAUGCAUUGGCUGCUGCAGCAUUAUCUUAUGAUUAUGAUGAGGGUCCUAAGUUGGUACAUCGACUUGACAGAGAGAGCAGCGGCAUCAUCUUGAUGGGGAGAAAGCAGGAAAGUGUAUCGCUUCUUCAGUGGCUGUUCAGUAACAUAAACCGAGCGAAAUCCUCUUGCAAGGCCUGGAAUGAUGCAUGUGAAGCAACUUACCAGAGGCAUUGGGCUUUGGUCAUAGGAUGCCCUAGACAAAAGGAAGGCUUGAUUUCUGCUCCUCUCUCAAAGGUGCUUCUUGAUGAUGGAAAAACUGAAAGGGUCAUCUUGGCUCGUCAGUCAAGUUUAGAGGCCUCUCAAGAAGCAGUUACUGAGUUUCGGGUUUUGGGCCCUACAAUAAAUGGAUGUUCCUGGAUUGAACUCCGACCUCUUACUGGCUGCAAGCACCAGCUACGUAUUCAUUGUGCUGAAGCGCUGGGGACUCCAAUAGUGGGUGACUACAAGUACGGUUGGUUCGUCCACAGGAAGUGGAAGCAAAUGCCAAGAGUGGACACCGAGCCUAUGAGUGGUAAGCCAUACAAGCUCCGAAGGCCUGAUGGCCUAGAUGUACAGAAGGGAAGCGUGCUGUCUAAGGUCCCGUUGCUGCACCUUCACUGUAGGGAGCUUGUACUCCCGAACAUUGCAAGGUUCCAGGAGGAGCUCCUGAGGGAGAGGCUGGGGGCCCUUAACUCCGAGCAGGGAACAAAGCUGGAUAUGCUGCGGUUUGUGGCAUCAAUGCCCUCUCAUAUGAGAAUCAGUUGGAAUCUCAUGUCAUCAUAUUUAGUAUAGAGAACUUCAGUAUCUGAACCGGACCAAAUAUUGACUCGUACCAUUUCUUUGCGAGUCCAACAGAGGUUUUAACAGUUUCAAUACUUCCGGGUUGGGCUGGGCGGUUUGUCAUUGGUACGUGCUUCCAUCGACCAUAAGAUUCCCUACCAGCCACAAUGCUUCUGGUCAAGUAUCAUAGCAGUGAAGGUGCCAAAUCAGUCUUUUAGCCUCCUCCAAUGAACACCAGUGUUGUAUAUGAUAAGUUGAGCUACCUCCAUUUGUUGUCUACUAAUCUAUGAAGAAAUCAUUUUUCGGACU
This is a messenger RNA of Punica granatum (pomegranate), 1989 nucleotides long. Lineage: Eukaryota; Viridiplantae; Streptophyta; Magnoliopsida; Myrtales; Lythraceae. The record is from RefSeq and is a predicted model, not a curated record.